This is a messenger RNA of Jaculus jaculus (lesser Egyptian jerboa), 318 nucleotides long. RefSeq names its product family with sequence similarity 240 member A (gene Fam240a). Lineage: Eukaryota; Metazoa; Chordata; Mammalia; Rodentia; Dipodidae. The transcript is spliced from 2 exons. The record is from RefSeq and is a predicted model, not a curated record.
CAGGGGAUGAACAACCAGUACGUCCGCCGGGAGGUCUUCUGCGGGAACACCUGCCACGAGCUCACGCGCUUCUGGGAGAGGGAGAUCGGCAAGCAGGCGGGCUACCGCGAGUCCGAGGAACACCGCCUGGGACGGAGUGCGCUGAGGAAGCUCCGAGAAGAAUGGAAACAGAGGCUGGAAACGAAGCUGAGGCUGCGGAACAAUCCAGAAGAGACGGAGAAGCAUACACAUGUCAGCUGAGACCUCCAUGCUUCGCUGACCCAAGAGGCCACAGAGCCUCUGCAAGGAGUCAGCUCGUGUCCCCAAGUCCCUGUGUAG